Suillus fuscotomentosus is the source of this 820-nucleotide messenger RNA. Its product is annotated as Yos1-like protein. Gene Ontology annotation, cellular component: Golgi membrane; COPII-coated ER to Golgi transport vesicle; endoplasmic reticulum membrane. Gene Ontology annotation, biological process: endoplasmic reticulum to Golgi vesicle-mediated transport. The coding region runs from base 92 to 385 and encodes 97 amino acids. The record is from RefSeq and is a predicted model, not a curated record. Lineage: Eukaryota; Fungi; Basidiomycota; Agaricomycetes; Boletales; Suillaceae. The transcript has 3 exons.
CUGUCACGGUCACGAAAAGUCACAUAAUGAUUGCGCCGACACGUUUGCACAAUACAAAACCAGUCCGCAACCCAUCACUGCGAGCGGAACGAUGCUCACACUCGGAACAAUUCUUUACGUUUCGCUCCUUCUAAUUAAUGCAAUGGCAGUCCUCAGUGAGGACCGAUUCCUUGCGAAAAUCGGCUGGUCCUCUGUUCAGAACCCCAACGCCGCUGGCUUUCAGCCACCAUAUGAUCAAUCAGGAUACGGAUAUACCCAGCAGCAAGAUGCUGGUGUCAAAGUCCGAUUAAUCAACCUCAUUAGUGCCGUGCGGACCCUCAUGCGUAUACCACUCAUAGGACUGAAUCUUGUCAUAAUCGUGUACGAGCUAAUUCUUGGUGGCUGAGUGGUAUUAUGUACGUUCACCGUCGCGGACCAUGAGAUUAACAUGUCUGCUUUCUUUAGUCCGCGCUGUUGAGUCUGUCAUACUCUGCGUUGAUUUGUCUGAUGAAAUCUGCCGGUGAAUGACCGCCCUGAGAACACGUUGUAAGGUCUUGUAUACUGUGCGGCAAUGUUGUUUUACCGCAUACCUCGCAGUCAUACCAAGUGCCAUCCCGUAUACAUACUUGUCGGCCAUUGAUGAUGAUCGUGCAGCUUUUCCUAUUGCCGGCUUAGCUCCCAUGAGAUCCUCAAACUUCCUAAGGACGUACUGGAUCCCAGCUGCGAUGCUAUCCCUGGUGCUCUGUUGCAAAAGUUGUAUUCCUUCUGUUCCACGGCCGUCUCUUCCUGCGCAUUGACCAGCCUUGCCGUUUUCCCAGUUGAUUCCCGCUGCGUUGGCGCA